CAAGUUUGAGGACCAAAUUAAACUAUUAACUCACAUUUUUUUUCCUACCCAAAAAAAAAAUCAUAAAAAUCCCCUCUUUCUAAAGUUGGAACCCUACGUUACACAAAAUCCGACAUUCCCAAUUAUCAGUCCUUCAGAGUUCAGAUCUAUAAAACAAUCCCAAAAAUGUCUUUCAAAACCACCGCCAGUUACGGUGCUACAACCACGCUCACUCCUACUCAACCCUCCCCCAGUCCCUCCAACCUCACGUUCAUUUCACGCGCCAAGGAAGCCACCACCAUAAACCCAACCCUCGCCACUGCCGCCGCCGCGACAGCCACAAUCUCCAACACCGCCGCAACGACGCGCCCAUGGCGGGAGCUUCUAGACCCUUCCGCACUCUCCCGACCUUACUCUUACUCCGACGCGAUGCUCCGCGUUCGUCGCAACCUCUCCUACUUCCGCGUCAACUACACCGCAGUGAUGCUCCUGGUCCUCUUCCUCAGCCUCCUAUGGCACCCAUUCUCCAUGAUCGUCCUUCUCCUCCUCCUUGUCGCCUGGUACUUCCUCUACUUCUCUCGUGACAGACCGCUCUCUGUACUCGGCACCGUUCUUGACGAUACAACAGUUCUCUGCACCCUCGCGCUUGUGACGGUUGUGAUGCUUGUGUCCACUCACGUUGGGAACAACGUGUUGGUGGCGCUCAUUGUUGGCGUUGUGGUGGUUGGGAUCCACGCGGCGUUUAGGGUUACUGAGGAUUUGUUUCUUGACGAAGAGAAUGCGGCAGAAGGCGGGUUGCUCUCUGUCGUUGGUACCCAACAGCAUCUCAGAACGGAUUAUACCAGAAUUUGAUUGCAAUUGAGUCCUCAAAGUUUGAUUUUCUUCCCCCCUUUUUUUUAUUUAUUUCUUCCCUGAAUAUUGUAAGGUAAAAUGAUUGGUUUCAAUAGAGGAGAGGUUACAAUUGAAAAAAAAUUGGAGUGUGAGAAUUUCUGAAACUUCAAGAUAUUCUGUGUGUUGUUUAGUUAAUUAACUGUUUUUAACAUACUUUUAACUGAACUACAGUAGUUUCAUGCUACCACCUUGAAUCUUUUGUUCAAUAAGGAUGGAAAGUAGGGCUGUUGUUAAUGGCGGUGUCUGUAGCGAUUAACAGAAAAGAUCCAUUGAAAAUUUCAAUGAAUGAUUUAUCUAUUAUUUUACU
Arachis ipaensis is the source of this 1177-nucleotide messenger RNA. Its product is annotated as PRA1 family protein F2. Gene Ontology annotation, cellular component: Golgi apparatus; endoplasmic reticulum. The record is from RefSeq and is a predicted model, not a curated record. Gene Ontology annotation, biological process: vesicle-mediated transport. Lineage: Eukaryota; Viridiplantae; Streptophyta; Magnoliopsida; Fabales; Fabaceae.